AUGACCACAGAGACCAGUACACUGACCCGCACAACGACUGCAGAGACCAGUACACCAACCAGCACAAUGACCGCAGUGACGAUGACCAGUACACCAACCACAUUGACCACAGUGACCAGUACACCGACCACAUCGACCACAGUGACCAGUACACCGACCAGCACAUCAACCACAGUGACCAGUACACCGACCAGCACAUCCUCCACAGUGACCAGUACACCGACCACAUCGACCACAGUGACCAGUACACCGACCAGCACAUCCACAGUGACCAGUACACCGACCAGCACAUCCACCACAGAGACCAGUACACCGACCAGCACAUCUACCACAGAGACUAGUACAACGACCAGCACAUCGACCACAGUGACCAGUACACCGACCAGCACAUCGACCACAGUGACCAGUACACCGACCAGCACAUCCACCACAGAGACCAGUACACUGACCAGCACAUCCACCACAGUGACCAUGACCAGUACACCAACCACAUUGACCACAGUGACCAGUACACCGACCACAUCGACCACAACCAGUACACCGACCAGCACAUCGACCACAGUGACCAGUACACCGACCAGCACAUCCACCACAGAGACCAGUACACUGACCAGCACAUCCACCACAGUGACCAGUACACCGACCAGCAUAUCAACCACAGAGACCAGUACACCAACCACAUUGACCACAGAGACCAGUACACCGACCAGCACACCGACCACAUCGACCACAGAGACCAGUACACCGACCAGUACAUCGACCACAGUGACCAGUACACCAACCAGCACAUCGACCACAGAGACCAGUACACCGACCAGCACAUCGACCACUUCCAGUACACUGACCAGCACAUCAACCACAGGGACCAGUACACCGACCAGUACAUCAACCACAGAGACCAGUACACCGACCAGCACGUCAACCUCAGAGACCAGUACACCGACGAGUACCUCGACCACAGUGACCAGUACACCAACCAGCACAUCCACCACAGAGACCAGUACACCGACCACAUCGACCACAGAGUCCAUGACCAGUACACCGACCAGCACAUCGACCACAGAGACCAGUACACUGACCAGCACAUCGACCACAGUGACCAGUACACCGACCAGCACAUCGACCACAGUGACCAGUACACCGACCAGCACAUCCACCACAGAGACCAGUACACUGACCAGCACAUCAACCACAGAGGCCAGUACACCGACGAGUACAUCAACCACAGAGACCAGUACACCAACCAGCACAUCGACCACAGUGACCAGUACACUGACCACACAGACCAGUACACUGACCAGCACAUCUACCACAGAGACGAGUACACCGACCAGCACAUCCACCACAGUGACCAGUACACCGAUCAGCAUAUCAACCACAGAGACCAGUACACCGACCAGCACAUCCUCCACAGUGACCAGUACACCGACCACAUCGACCACAGUGACCAGUACACCGACCAGCACAUCAACCACAGAGACCAGUACACCGACCACAUCGACCACAGUGACCAGUACACCGACCAGCACAUCAACCACAGAGACCAGUACACCGACCAGUACAUCUACCACAGUGACCAGUACACCGAUCACAUCGACCACAGUGACCAGUACACCGACCAGCACAUCGACCACAGUGACCAGUACACCGACCAGCACAUCCACCACAGAGACCAGUACACUGACCAGCACAUCCACCACAGAGACCAGUACACCGACCAGCUACACCAACCAAACUCAUCUCCACUGGCACAUCGACAACAGUGACCAGUACACAAUCCUCAGAGACCAGUUCACUGACCAGCACACCGACCACACAGUCCAGCUCACCGACAACAGAGACCAGUUCAUCGAGCACUGUGUCCAGCUCACCAUUUACAGAGUCCAGCUCACCGACCACACAGUCCAGCUCACCGACAACAGAGACCAGUUCAUCGAGCACUGUGUCCAGCUCACCAAGUACAGAGUCCAGCUCACCGACCACACAGUCCAGCUCACCGACAACAGAGACCAGUUCAUCGAGCACUGUGUCCAGCUCACCAAGUACAGAGUCCAGCUCACCGACCACACAGUCCAGCUCACCGACAACAGAGACCAGUUCAUCGAGCACUGUGGCCAGCUCACCAAGUACAGAGUCCAGCUCACCGACCACACAGUCCAGCCCAUCCGUUACAACUCCUCGGGCCACUGUGCGUCCCACCACAACUAA
Molecule: messenger RNA, 2208 nt
Organism: Hypanus sabinus (Atlantic stingray)
Lineage: Eukaryota; Metazoa; Chordata; Chondrichthyes; Myliobatiformes; Dasyatidae
Product: mucin-2-like
Exons: 7
Coding region: 1-2208 (735 amino acids)
Molecular function (GO): protein binding
Source: RefSeq, a predicted model, not a curated record